Wallemia ichthyophaga EXF-994 is the source of this 537-nucleotide messenger RNA. RefSeq lists its product as uncharacterized. Bases 1 to 537 code for a protein of 178 amino acids. Lineage: Eukaryota; Fungi; Basidiomycota; Wallemiomycetes; Wallemiales; Wallemiaceae. The transcript has a single exon. The record is from RefSeq and is a predicted model, not a curated record.
AUGGAUGAAAUUACAAUAGCUCAUGCACUUUCCAACAGAAUCUCCAUUGAUGUUGAACGGAGCCUGAUACACCAGGAAAUGAUAACACCACCGCAUUCGACGACAUCGACCAAUUUCAGCAUCAACUCAAGAACGUCGGAGAUACUACGUAGGAGACGCGCAGGACGUGUCUUACCUCCACAGAAACCAAUACCAACUUGUCCUGUUCCACCCAUACCAUCGCAUCCAUAUGCCAACUCAACCACGAGCAAUUCAUUCGCAGGCUCCUCACCUGCUUCUUCACCAAGACCUGAUCAUCACUCGCACACGCUAGGCGCACCGAGCGUGUCGUCUGCGCAAUCCAUCUUUUACAUGCCCAACUUUGACGAAUGGUCGAUGAAGAGUCACCAACUCUCAAACAUGAGCAACAUGAGUGGACACCUUAGCAGUAAUGAAAGCACGCAUGAAGGCAGAGAAUCGAGACAAUCUUUCUCUAGAUUCUCCAAGCGUAAAUCGAAGGUCUUCUCAACGAGGAUACGGAAUUUCUUUAAGGAAUAA